Messenger RNA from Hyposmocoma kahamanoa, 2649 nucleotides. RefSeq names its product TBC1 domain family member 31. Gene Ontology annotation, molecular function: protein binding. The coding region runs from base 196 to 2649 and encodes 817 amino acids. The transcript has a single exon. Gene Ontology annotation, cellular component: centrosome. The record is from RefSeq and is a predicted model, not a curated record. Lineage: Eukaryota; Metazoa; Arthropoda; Insecta; Lepidoptera; Cosmopterigidae.
CAACUAGUUGUCAUGGUGACAAAGAUGGUUGGCUGAAUGACGUUAUCCUGCUUUUUGUGUUGACUCCGCCAAAUUUUAAAUAUUUUUCGCAACAGAAUUGUGUAUUUAAUUCUUAAAUACACAAAAGUGUGCACAAUGUGUAAAUUGUUAAAAUUAAAAUAUUUCUGCACCUACUGAAGUAAUAGUUACACUUAAAUGGAAAAAGUAAUAAAAAGAAGCCACGAGACGCUCGAAAAGUUUGAUAUCAAACUAAAAUCGAAACCGAAAGAUGGUGUCAUCCUGCAGCUUCAUCAUACAGUGCGAGGGUCGAACGGGGUGUGUCGAAGGAUAAGAUUUUCCUCCAGUACUUUCGACGAUCUGCACGAAAAACUAGCAUGCGCCGAUAACGUUGGUAACUUGUUCAUCUUAGACUUUUCCGAUCUGAAAUUUUGGAAACUCACCAGUGUCACCGGCCCAUGCACUGCGUUACAUUUUGUACCAAGCCGCGUAGACAUGCUAGUAGUAGCUGCAGCCAAGAAAUUCGCUGUAAACUUCCUAGAUAUUGAAACUGGGAACAUAUCACUUACUCUGACGGGUCACACAGCGCCAGUUAAGAACAUUUCUUUUUCAAACAACAAAUCAAAUAAUUUACUAACAGCAAGCACCGUGGAAGCAAUUUUAUGGGAACAAAAUAAUUACACCAAGUAUUUUACUCUUAACACCUACCUGGGAGCUCAUAUACAACAGAUCACAUUUGCUCCUGGUGGCGAAUAUCUCGUAGCUUGUUUUCAAAACGACACUAUACAGAUUUGGAAGCACGAGAGUAUGAAAUCUGUCAAACAAAUCAUACCAAAUGAAUUGAAACACGUAAAGAAUGUCGCAUUUACGAUGAAUGGUAGAGCAAUGGCAAUAGCAGGUCUAACAGCCACGUUGAUUCUCUUCAGCAUGGACACUUGGAAAGGACUGAAAUCAAUAGAUCUGUCAAAAUAUGAUAUAUCUGGAGCACAACAAGUGGCAUUCGUGCCACAGGUUUUUGAUGGUGGUGCAAACAAAAUUCUAGCAAUUUUGAGCAGUGACUGUGUCCUUUACAUGCUAGACUUAGAAUCAAUGACUGUUUUACACAGCAUACGUAACGAAUCAUCAGGCAUUAGAAAAUUUGUUGUAAGUCCUACGGGCAAAUAUUUCUUGUGCAUUUUACAAUUAGGAGAAGUUAAUAUUUACAACACGUCGUAUGUUAUGGACUUGGCUUCCAACAAUACAUGUGAUCAGCCCAAAAACGACCUACCUAGUACUUCGGCACAUAAAUGUAUGCCAAUAGAAACACCUCUAAAAACUGAAAUUGAGCAUAAAAUGAGAAUAUGUAUGGACAGCGCACGGUUAAGAAGAAUUCUAAUGGAAUACGGUGAAUACCCUGACAAGUUCAGAUCGAUAAUUUGGAGAUCACUUCUCAAUACGCCAAGAAACAGAGAUGCUUAUUCUUCUUUAGUAGAUAAAGGUAUACAUCCUGUGUACAAAGACAUUGAGAAACAGUUCACCAUACAUAGUUCUACUACACUUAAAAAUUUGAAAAGGUUACUUUCAUGUCUAGCGCAUUGGUGUCCAUUAUUUGGAGUGAUGAAGUUUCUACCAGGAUUUGUAUUUCCGUUUGUGAAAGUUUUACAGAAAGAUCCACUUUUGUUAUUCGAGUGCGUGGCGACAGUGCUUUUCAACUUUUGCCAACUGUGGUUUGAAUACGCGCCUUUUCCACCAAUCAGUAUUUUGUCCAUGAUAGAAAAUAUACUUGGGGAGCAUGAUCCUGAACUCCUGAAUCAUUUCUGUGCGAUCGGCGUUACGAGUCAAGUUUACGCUUUAAAAAUACUGGAGACGGCAUUCAGCGAAAUUUUAACUUGCUCGGAGUGGUUAAUUCUUUGGGACCAUAUUCUGAGUAACGAACCGGCUUUUAUCCUGAUGGCCGUUGUGGCCUACAGCAUUGUGCAGAAAAAUGCCAUCAAAAAACUACAAAGCCAUGAACAAAUUGAACAUUUCUAUCAUAUGCAAAAUCCUAUUUGCAAAAAAGCAUUCCUCAAAAAAAUUUACGUCUUGGUAAAUGAAACACCUGACGAGAUACACCCAAGAAAGUUCUUCAAUAGCUUUAUAUCAUUAGAAAAGGGUCACUGCUACCAACAAUUCACUGGUUACCCGAAAGCAACGAUUUGCUUAAAGUUAGCAGAAAAGGAGAGGAGACAAACACAAAGAAACAAAAAAAGACAAACACUCAAAGAUCUGACAAAGAAAAGUUUAGAGAAAAUCAUCAACGAUCAAUCAAAACCAGAAAGUAAAUCUGACGUAAGUGACGACGACGAUAGUAUAGAAAACGUUUAUGUAUCAGAAAGAUACACCAAAAAACCAAAAGAUAGAAAACUUGUUAAUGACGCAGGGACAGGAGACUCUUCUAGAAAUAGUGCCAGAGAAGAAUUGUUAAGAAAUGUUCUAUUAUAUCCUAAUAUCGUACAAAGGUGCAAACAUCAUUUUGAUCCGAAGACCACAAGAGACAGAAAGAAAGACCGGGAGCCUCUUAGAUCAUCAUCGAAAAUAAAGAAAAAAACUAUUGACAAAAGGACUGAGAAUUUAGAGAGAGAAGUUGAAAGGUUAAUGAAAACAUAUAGUCCAAGUGAUAUAUCAGAUCAGUGA